Molecule: messenger RNA, 2862 nt
Organism: Drosophila subpulchrella
Lineage: Eukaryota; Metazoa; Arthropoda; Insecta; Diptera; Drosophilidae
Product: maternal effect protein oskar
Exons: 4
Coding region: 21-1868 (615 amino acids)
Source: RefSeq, a predicted model, not a curated record
GUCUCACUUUCGUUCGAGCGAUGGCCGCAGUUAGAAGUGAAUUCCCAAGCGAACCGAUCAGUUAUAAGAACACCAAUACACCCACCAAUUCCGAUCGCCUGAGGUCCGUGAAAAAACGUGUGACCACGUGCCUGCAGCAGUUGCGCGAAAAACUCCCGGCAUCCGGAUCUUUUCGCAAGAGUUCUACCAGCCGUUUUUACCAGAUUUUUGUGAAGGCCGAUUUUUCCGCCUUUGGGCAGAGGUUUCAGAAGAUCUUUAAAUCGGCGCGAAAAACCGAAUCGCCGGAGUUGUGGAAAGUGCCGUUGGCCCAUGACGUCACUGGGCAGAGCAGCCAGCAAUUGCAAAUUGUAGCCAGACUUUUCUCAUCAACUCUGAUUUCCACCAAGGAAAUCACUUACAACAACCACAAAUAUAGCUUUAGUAGUAAGAAAAGCGAGAGCUACAGCAGCAACAUGACCAUUAUCGAGAGCAACUAUAUAACAGUGCGCGAGGAACAUCCCGAUAUCGAUAAGGAGAUUCGCGCCAUAUUGCUGACCCACGCCCAGAAUGGAAUCACGAUAUCGAACAUCAAGAGUGAAUAUCGAAAACAGACGGGCAACCCCUUUCCACUGCACGACAACAUAACGGACUUCCUGCUGACCAUUCCCAACGUGACCGCCGAGUGCAGCGAGUCCGGCAAGCGGAUCUUUAACCUGAAGGCAAGCCUGAAGAACCGUCACCUGCUCGAAAUGGUUCUCAACCAGAAGCAGCGCACCAGCGACUACAGCAGCGGAGCUCCUUCCGUGGAGGACAAACCACGUGCACCUCCACGUUACUGGAAGAAUCCAUAUAAACGGCGAACCCUUUCCCAGCUGGACAACAACCUGAACACCGUGCACAAACUGACGGAUGACCAGACAAAGGCGAUCAACACCAGGGCGGCUCCACUGCAGCAACUGGCCAAGGAGGCAGCGGAGUCGAACUGGUGCUACCAGGAUAAUUGGAAUCAUCUCAACAACUUUUACCAGCGAUCCAGCGUAAAUGAACCACAGAAACAGAUGCCGGUGCCCAUCAACAUAUACAGCGAUGCUACCGAGGAACCAACCCAUUUGAAUGUUCCCGACCAUCACCCACACUGCAAUAACCACAACCAGAAUCAGAAUACCAAACAGGACGUAGAUCACCAACUGGGAAUCUUUGUGCAGCCGUUCAACGAUAUGAACGUACUGAAGAGACGCCAAGAUAUGACGCCCACACCCACGACACUAUCGAGUGGGACCUACAACGAUUCGAUGCUGACGAUCAACUCGGAUUACGAUGCCUUUCUACUGGACUUUCCGCUGAUGGGCGAUGAUUUUAUGCUAUAUCUCGCCCGCAUGGAGCUCAAGUGCCGAUUCAGGCGUUACGAGCGAGUCCUGCAGUCAGGACUUUGCGUAUCCGGACAGACGAUCAAUGGCGCCCGGAUGCGGUUGAAGAAAUUUAAUCUUCCCGAGGGCACCCAGAUCAUAGUCAACAUUGGAUCGGUGGAUAUACUGCGGGGAAGACCUUUGGUUCAGAUCGAACAUGAUUUUCGGUUGCUGAUCAAGGAGAUGCACAAUCAACGAUUUGUGCCCAUCCUCACAAAUCUGGCACCGUUGGCGAACUAUUGCCACGAUAAGGAGCUGUGUGACAAGGUCAACCGAUUCAACAAGUUCAUCCGGAGCGAGGGCAGACACCUCAAGGUCGUUGACAUACACUCCUGUCUGAUCAACGAAAGGGGGAUAGUGCGAUUCGAUUGUUUUCAACACUCCCCACGCCAAGUCACCGGUUCCAGGGAACCAUAUCUGUUCUGGAACAAAAUCGGGCGACAACGCGUUCUGCAAAUUAUUGAAUCUAGUCUGGAGUACUAAGAAGUUGGGUUUCUCAUCCGAGAUAUAUAGACUGGGCUGGCACCGGAACCAACCGAGAAAAUAUUUGAUGAUUUUACCAUUUACGCUGAUGGCUCGCUGUUUUUACGGAAUUCGCUUAAUUUUAAUAUGUUUUAUAUGUAUGUCCUUACUGUCUUUGUUAAUAUGUUUAUGUUCGUGCACUUGUCUUAGUCCCUAAUUGUAUAAAAUUGUGUGUUAUGUGUUCUGUGUUAGAUUUUAACUUCUUUAUUUUCGACUGAUUGUGAUUUAUUUUGCACACCCCAUUGAUUUUCUGCACACUUUUUGCUGCUGUCCCAAAAGCUGUGUAAAAAAUCGAAUGCGAAAUAAUUGCAAGCAGUGGAAAACUUUUCGCUUUUCCUAAACCAUUUUCCCUUGAAAUCUACAUUUUAAAUCGGAUUGCAAGGCAAAAUGGAAUUUAAAUGCAAAUCAUUGCAAAUGUUAUAAACUGUUUUUUGUUCCACUUUUUUUGUGGGCCAAAAUGCUUCAUGCUCCUGUAUAGAAACCGGCCACACCCCCUAGAAAAGGGCGGUGUGGGCGUGGUCUACAUACAUUUGAGCCAUGCUGGAUUUUGGCCGUAAUGAAAAUGCACUUGCUUCACUUGGAAAAUUCGCUUGCACAAAAUCAACGCCGCGGCUGAUUUAUUGCUCAAGCAAAUUCAAGUGAAGCAUUUGCGCGAUUUUCGUCUUCCUGUUUCCGUUGAAAAAAAGUUUAUAAAAAGCUUACACUCUGCUGCAGACACGCCACCGGAAGUGCGCACUAAACGUCUGUUUGUAGCACAGUGUAGAAUUACUGAGUAAAUUACUGCCCUAUUCUUAACUCUUCUAGAUAGCUAUCUACUAUUUAUAAACUUAUUUAUUGUAUUGAAUGUAUGUUAAUUGUAUGUUUGAUGGUGAUCACGUUUUUUUUGUCCUAUAACAAGAUGCAAUGUAAAAUCCAAAAAAAAAAUGAAAAAAUAAUAAAACAAGGAAAACAAUAA